UUGGGCUCCCAAUGGCCGGCCAGUCUGUCUUGUUUACAAGAACUGGGUUAACGAUGGAGGCGAGAAUUCUACACAUUGUCGUCUUGUUAGGAUUUUUCACUGGAUCGCAUUUCGCAAAAGGCGAGGAUUGCGUUUGGGACAAGGAUGUGGACUAUCCCGAAUUUGCUCCUUUGAUCCUUGACUCAUCCAACGAGCUGGUCCGGCAGGUGUUGGAGGGAGACAAAAGAAUGAUCAGAAUUACGUCUGGCAGCGACCUGACAUUAGCCUGUCCAGGCACCGUGAUAUCUGCGCUGGGACUGGAAUCUACAGACGCUACUUGCCUGGGGGGAAAGCUACUUAGUAUUGAAGGGCAAGAGUGGAACAUAGUAGAACUAGGCUGCAAGAAAAAGCCCCGCGAGACAAUACACAGAAAUAUGGGAGUCUGCGGUCAGGACGAAACUGGAAUUUACGAACUGAUCGGCUUCGACAUCGCUCACACGGGAUAUUUCUAUGAAUCGGUUAGAAUCUGCUUUGAGCCGGUAAGCGAAACGACGCUGUUCACGGAAAACAUCAUACACGGAGCCAGCGUGUCUGCCAAGGACAUCGAGCCAAGCCGCCCAUCCUUUAAAACUUCCACUGGAUUUUUCACGGUCUCCAUGGCAAACGUAUAUUCUCAAGCAAGUCAGCUUGAACUUAUGAAGACUCUUUUGAAAGAUGAUGCAUUAGCAGAGUCCAUCAUCAACCCUUCUAAGGAGUUUUACUUUGCCAAAGGACACAUGUCUCCUGAUGCAGACUACGCGACAGAACCUGAGCAAGACGCCACGUACUAUUACAUCAACGCGUUACCCCAGUGGCAGGCUUUCAAUAAUGGAAAUUGGAAACACCUGGAAUACGCUGUCAGAGACCUGGCCGAGAUGCAUGGCACCGACCUGACCAUCUACAGUGGUGGUUGGGGAAUUCUCGAGCUCAAUGACGUCAAUGGGAACCCAGUGGAAAUCUACCUGGGCCUUUCCGGAGGCGAGACAGUAGUGCCUGCGCCUGCGCUGACCUGGAAGGUUGUCUACGAGAAGGAAACAAACCGAGCAGCUGCUGUUGUCGGCAUAAACAACCCUCACAUCACCGAAGCGCCUCCACAUCUAUGCGAAGACCUGUGUUCCAGCCUCACCUGGCUCGACUUCGAUUUCGGUGACCUGGGUCACGGAUACACUUACUGUUGUACUGUUGCCGAUUUGAGGGCAGCCAUCCCUAACGUCCCAGACUUAGGAGAUGUAGAUCUUCUUGACCAGUAACUGGGAUUUAAUUUUCACAGAGGGACGGUGUUAAUCAGUAUUUUGUCAAGAAGAAAACCCGGCAAUUGAACCAGAAUGUAUCCUAAUGUAGAAUUUUUUUCACAGUUCUCUUAAUUCGUUGAUAAAUUAUCUUAAUAUUCUUGACAAUAAAUAAAACUUUCAAGCGAAGAGGCAACAUAUGCUAUCACAGAAUUGAUAUUGACUUUCUAUAUUUCUGUAAACACUGCUCUCUCUUGUGAUAAAGAUAUUUCUCUCAA
Macrobrachium nipponense is the source of this 1525-nucleotide messenger RNA. RefSeq lists its product as uncharacterized. The record is from RefSeq and is a predicted model, not a curated record. The transcript is spliced from 8 exons. Bases 12 to 1268 code for a protein of 418 amino acids. Gene Ontology annotation, biological process: apoptotic DNA fragmentation. Lineage: Eukaryota; Metazoa; Arthropoda; Malacostraca; Decapoda; Palaemonidae. Gene Ontology annotation, cellular component: nucleus; mitochondrial inner membrane. Gene Ontology annotation, molecular function: single-stranded DNA endonuclease activity; metal ion binding; nucleic acid binding.